Molecule: messenger RNA, 3588 nt
Organism: Anolis carolinensis (green anole)
Lineage: Eukaryota; Metazoa; Chordata; Lepidosauria; Squamata; Anolidae
Exons: 2
Coding region: 1-2781 (926 amino acids)
Biological process (GO): DNA integration
Molecular function (GO): nucleic acid binding
Source: RefSeq, a predicted model, not a curated record
AUGCACAACUCUGACGCUGUCUCCCGCGCCAAAGGGGACACGUUUUCCAAAGAAGGGUCAUCUACUGAAGCCACCAACAUGCAGACCGCGUCACGGAUGCAGGAGGAUGCUCCAUCGGUCGCCUGUACUGAACUAUGCUCUGACGUGCACCAGUUCAGAGUCUGCCAUCCCAUCUGCCUAGCAGAUGUAUAUCCAGCCAGAAGACCUUGGCUUAAAAAGAGACUUUACGUGGCUUUGGAUUCACAAAGCGACGCCUCCCUGGCGACUCCAGAGUUUUUCCAACUGUUUGACAUAAAAACCCAGACGGUCGACUACACCAUGUCCACCUGUGUAGGGAAGAAGAAGUUGCAGGGUCGCAUAGCAUCCGGCUUUGUUGUCUCCUCUUGUGACCAGAAGAGACUGUUCGAGUUACCAGACCUCAUUGAGUGUUCCUCUAUUCCCCGGAACAAAAGGCAGAUUGUCACCAGAGAAGUCGUGGAAGCCCAUCCUCACUUGCGAAAGCUGAAGAACGCCUUACCUGCUUUCCGUCCAGAUGUGGACAUUGCCCUUCUGCUUGGUGCGGACUGUCCGAACUUGUUCUAUGUGAACGACCAAGUUAAGGGACCUCCAGGGGCGCCCAUUGCUCAGCUGCUACCACUAGGCUGGACAGUUACAGGCCCAGUGUGCAUAAAUAGGAUGCACCCUCCAUCGUCGGUGGGCACUCGUCAAGCGCACGUGCUUCAAGGCAGUCGCCCCACACUAAUGCAUAGCUGUUUGAGUCAUAUCUCGGUCUAUUGUCAGGGGAUAACACCAGAGUAUUCUUCCAUCUUUGAAGUCUCCGAAAGGGAUGAAACUACAGCGCUUUCCAAAGAUGAACAGAGGUUUUUAGAGAUCAUGAACUCUCAAGUUUCCCGGAGUCCCGAGGGAAAUUGGAUAGCCCCUCUGCCUUUUAAAGCAGAAAAACCCACUUUGCCAAACAACAGGCAUGUGGCAGAAAAUAGACUCUGGUCACUGAAGAAGAAGAUGCAGAAAGACCCCAAGGUGUAUGUGGCUAAUAGAAUCAACAACAUUCUAUCCAGUUCUACGCCUAGCCAGUGGCACCAUGUCGCCACCAGCGACAACCCAGCUGACAUCGCUUCCAGAGGAGCUUCAGCUCAACGAGUGUUAAGUUCAAGUUGGCUGACAGGCCCCAGAUGCUUGACCGAAGUCAAUUUUCCAUCAGCCUUUUCUCCCACCGAUAAUACAGAAUUGCCCGAGUCCGUUCCAGAGGUGAAAGUUUGCAAGAUGACCACAGAAAUCAAGAUGGGCCAAAGAUCUUGCCUGGAACCACACCGUUUUGAAUGUUUUUCGGAGUGGCACAGUCUUCUUAGAGCAGUUGCUAGGCUUAUACAUCGUUUAGCUUGCAAAGAUAGUGAGCCUUUACAGGUCCAGGAUAUGAUAAAGGCUAAGAGCGUCAUAUUCAAGUCAGUACAGAGAUCUGCUUUCAAGCAGGAAAUAGCUAAGCUAGAGCAAGGGCUCAACAUCCCUAAUCAAAGUCUUCUAAAUGAGUUAAACCCAUUUCUAGACAAGGAGGGUAUUUUGAGAGUUGGAGGAAGGUUAGCCAAAGCUAAACUCAAGGCGUGCAUAAAAAACCCCAUCAUCAUACCCCCUAAUAGUCACACUGCAUUGCUGCUCGUUCGGCAUCACCAUGAAAGGAUCCAUCAUCAGGGUAGAACUCUAACUGAGGCAGCCCUUAGAAAUGAAGGUCUGUGGGUAGUUAAUGCCAAAAGGUUGGUCAACAGUUGUAUUUUCAAAUGUGUUAAAUGCAGGCGCCUUAGGCGAAACUGUCAAAGUCAGUUGAUGGCAGAACUACCUCAGGAUAGGACUUUGACAGACCCACCCUUUUCCCAUGUGGGAAUCGAUGUGUUUGGUCCUUGGGAGGUUGUCACUAGGAAAACCAGGGGUGGUGUUGUAAAUAACAAGAGGUGGGCAGUUUUGUUUACUUGUUUAGUAAUACGAGCUGUCCAUAUAGAAGUCAUAGAAUGGAUGGACACUUCAUCAUUUUUAAACGCAUUAAAAAGGUUCAUAGCCCUCAGAGGGCCAAUUAAGUCAAUUCGGUCGGACUGUGGCACCAAUUUUGUAGGUGCGACCAAAGAACUCAAUUGUGUGUCUAGGUUUGGGAGAGACCCAAAGGUUCAGAACUUUACGAAUACUGAACAAAUUAUGUGGACUUUCAAUGUUCCUCACGCCUCCCACAUGGGUGGUGUUUGGGAGAGGAUGAUUGGUAUUAGUCGCAAAAUCCUUAAUGCCAUGCUUUUGAGUCAUAGGUCAUUGACGCAUGAUGUUUUGGUGACACUUAUGGCGGAAGUUACCGCAAUUAUCAACAACCGGCCGCUGGUUCCCCUUACCAGUGACCCUGAGAACUUACAACCACUGACUCCUGCACUUAUUUUGACACAAAAGGUGCCAGGAUGGAAGGACAUCAUGUUGCCAGUUCCGGACGGAACUCACCGUGCCCUGUGGAAACAGGUGCAGUCCUUGGCCAACCACUUUUGGAAAAGGUGGAAAGCUGAGUACUUAAGCCAGCUUCAAGCUAGAAGAAUCUGGCAAAGCCCACAGGACAACAUUGAGGUUAACAACGUUGUGUUGUUAAAGGACAAAGACUUGCCCCGCCAUGCAUGGCCCAUGGGCAUUGUAUUAAAGACCUUUCCUUGCCCGGAUGGUAAGGUCAGGAAAGUUCAAUUAAAGACUUGCAACAGAGACAAAGUGUCCAUUUUGGACAGACCAAUUAGUGACCUCGUGUUGCUUAUUGGAGAUGUUUAAAGUUCUAGUGUUUGUAUUGUCAUAUGUGCAAAGGUGUUUGUAUGUUUUUGAGUGGUAAAUUCCCACAUCCUGGGAAUUUAAGCGGGGAGUGUUCCGUCCCCCAGGACGAUGGUUUGCCUUACUUAUUGGUCGUUUGUUUGUUUUCCCUCCUUUGCAUUUUGUUUCAGCCUCUGGCUGCAAAAGCCCAGGAAAGGUGGCUUGAAGUCUGCAAGAGCUGGCUGCAGUUUUCUUUGCAAUGAUUGGUCAAAGAGUACAACAUCUUAGGACCGCCCUUUUUACCAGGGUCUAGUCUCCAUUUUAGAGUUUCAUUCUGGCUAUAGUCUUCCAACGUGCUGGAGCUGUGCAAGGCUAACUGGGACAAAUCAUCCUCAAAACCAGGCCAAUCUAAGCCUAUCCAAAUUAGAUAAGUAUUGAAUUAUACUGAUCUGGAAUAGGAAAUCUAGUUAGAGGAGUAGGGUUAUUCCAUCGCUUCUAGAACUAAUCUUUGCUGUAAAGAUAGGGAAGGAAAGAGUUUCUCCUUCUAAUAUAGACAGCGUGAUUAGGGUAUAGUGGUUUUAUAAUCACCUUUGCCUUCUGGAACCAGGGAUAAUUCUGCAACUAAAACCUAUGGAAAUUUGUUUCAUUUUCUGCAACUUUAAGAUCUGUGCCAGGUUUACAACCUUGUAUGAAUAAACAUCCUUUUUUGAAGUUCUCCAGACUCAGUCGUUCAAUAUUUUAGGACAGCUUAUAGGGAUUUGCAGUUCGCCCGGAUAAAGGACGGCACGUUUCAGCUUUAUAGUUUUUUUUUUAUUGUCUGGCGGACGGCAC